AUGGCUUUGGAUUUCUCCCAUUAUGGCGGGCCCUCCGAGGAGUGGCUGGCAGUGGAGAAGACAUUACCCGCGCUGUCCUACGACAUUACAAAAAAUCCGUACGAGCUACAAAAAGCUGUCAAUGCUGAAAGAGAGGGUCGAGCUGCAGAGGUGAUGGGGCUGUUGGCACCACAUGUUCAAAUCAAAGAUUAUACGAUCCCAACCCGCGACGGCUCAACUAUCGAAGCUCGGACCUAUCGGUCCGUGAAGACAGACGCGUCCGAAAAGCUUCCUGUUUAUUUGUACUUUCACGGCGGAGGCUUCAUCUUCGGUACUUUGUCUAGCGAGGAUCCCUUGUGUGCACAAACUGCCAUCAAAACUGGAGCGAUCGUGCUCAAUGUCAACUAUCGUCAUACGCCACAACAUACCUUCCCAACCGCCUGGUACGAUUCACAAGAUGCGUUUGCUUGGUUGCACAAGAACAUCGAUGUACUUGGGGGAGAUCCAUCGAAAGUCGUCACUGGGGGUAUUUCAGCAGGUGGUACAUUAGCAGCUUCCCUCACACUAGAGCAGCAUCUUGGAAAAAGUGAGGUCAUUGCAGGCCUGCCUACUCUAGCUGGACAGAUCUUGAUCAUCCCAAUGGUCGCUCACCCCGCCACUUACGACCAAGGACCCGGCAAGCUGCUCAAGACUUCGUCUUACAUGGAGAAUGUAAAUGCACCAGUAUUGCCGAAGAAGACUGUCGAUUUCUUCACAGCGCUGCUAAAUACCGCUUCAACGGGCUCACCAGAUCUAAAAGAUACCAAGUUUAACAUGAUUAAUGCGACGGCAGAGGAAGUCAAAGGCCUUCCUCCUACUGUGUUUGGCAUCGCGGGCUUAGAUCCAUUGCGCGACGAGGCUUUGCUGUACGCGAAGCUACUUUCGGAGGCCAACGUGCCGACAGACAUCACAUUGUUCAAGGGUGUCCCACAUGGUCAUAGGCGGUUCGGAAAGGCCCUGAAGGCAUCGGAGCACUGGGAUGAAUGCGUUGACGGUGGCAUACUAUGGGUGCUUUCGAAGCCGAAGGCUACUGGGAAGUUCGAUGUGAAGUUGCCGUAG
Messenger RNA from Alternaria atra, 1077 nucleotides. RefSeq lists its product as uncharacterized. Lineage: Eukaryota; Fungi; Ascomycota; Dothideomycetes; Pleosporales; Pleosporaceae. Gene Ontology annotation, molecular function: hydrolase activity. The transcript has a single exon. Bases 1 to 1077 code for a protein of 358 amino acids. The record is from RefSeq and is a predicted model, not a curated record.